AAGAUCCUCGAAUAGCAGCAGAGGGAGCGAGUUGGGGCGAGCGAGCGAGAGAGCGAGAGGGACAGAGAGAUGGAUGCGUUUGGGGGAUUCUUCGUCGACGAGAAAGCGGUCCGAGUGGAGAACAUCUUCCUAGAAUUCCUCAAGAGGUUCAAACCUGAUCCCAAUGCCGUGGAGACAUUCUACGAGUCGGAGAUCGAGACAAUGAGGUCCAAGGAAUCUACUACCAUGUAUGUGGAUUUCUCUCAUGUCAUGCGCUUCAAUGACGUUCUCCAGAAGGCCAUUGCGGAGGAGUAUCUCAGAUUCGAGCCCUAUCUGAGAAAUGCUUGCAAGAGGUUCGUAAUGGAGCACAAAUCAAGCGAGAAUAGGCCUGCCAUCAUCUCCGAUGACAGCCCUAAUAGAGACAUAAAUGUCGCAUUCUAUAACAUCCCACUGUUGAAGAGAUUGAGAGAUCUGACGACAUCAGAGAUUGGAAAGCUGACCUCAGUGAUGGGGGUGGUAACACGGACAAGCGAGGUCCGACCUGAGCUCCUUCAAGGGACAUUCAAGUGCCUCGAAUGUGGUGGAGUUGUAAAGAAUGUGGAACAGCAGUACAAAUACACAGAGCCCAUAAUCUGCAUGAAUGCAACGUGUGCAAACCGAACUAAUUGGGCACUGCUCCGGCAAGAAAGCAAGUUCACAGAUUGGCAGAGGGUACGGAUGCAAGAAACAUCAAAGGAGAUACCUGCUGGGUCUCUCCCUCGUUCGCUGGAUGUCAUCCUCCGCCAUGAGAUUGUUGAGAAGGCGAGGGCUGGAGACACGGUCAUCUUCACAGGUACUUUGGUUGCGGUGCCAGAUGUGAUGGCAAUGACUUCACCAGGUGAGAGAGCAGAGUGCCGGCGAGAGGCUCCUCAGCGUCGGAAUGCAUCUGGCGGUCAUGAAGGUGUCAGGGGCCUUAGGGCUCUGGGAGUAAGAGACCUCUCAUAUCGCCUUGCUUUCAUUGCAAAUUCUGUGCAGCUUGCAGAUGGUAGAAGGGAUGGUGACAUCAGGGACAGAAGGAUGGAUGGUGAUGAAAAUGACAAACAGGAGUUCACGCAAGAAGAGGAAGAUGAGGUUAUGAGGAUGAGGAACACUCCUGAUUUUUUCAAUAAACUAGUUGAUAGCAUAUGUCCCACUGUUUUUGGUCACCAAGAAAUAAAAAGGGCAGUACUUCUCAUGUUGUUGGGUGGUGUGCACAAGUUAACCCAUGAAGGAAUCAACCUUAGAGGUGAUGUCAAUGUGUGCAUUGUUGGAGAUCCGAGUUGUGCUAAGUCUCAGUUUUUAAAGUAUACUGCCAGCCUAGUUCCCCGAUCUGUUUAUACAUCAGGAAAAUCGUCAUCUGCUGCAGGUUUGACAGCAACAGUGGCUAAAGAGCCUGAGACUGGCGAGUUUUGUAUUGAGGCAGGUGCAUUGAUGCUGGCUGAUAAUGGUAUUUGUUGUAUUGAUGAAUUUGAUAAAAUGGAUAUAAGGGACCAGGUUGCCAUACAUGAAGCAAUGGAACAGCAGACCAUAAGUAUCACAAAAGCUGGAAUACAAGCCACAUUGAAUGCUAGAACCUCCAUUUUAGCAGCUGCAAAUCCUACUGGAGGACGAUAUGACAAGUCAAAACCACUCAAGUACAAUGUGGCCCUUCCUCCUGCUAUUCUUUCAAGGUUCGAUCUAGUAUAUGUUAUGAUUGAUGAACCAGAUGAAAACACUGAUUACCAUAUUGCCCACCACAUUGUGAGAGUUCAUCAGAAACGUGAAGAUGCACUUGCCCCUGCCUUUACCACCGCAGAGUUGAAGCGUUAUAUCACAUAUGCAAAGUCGUUGAAACCUCAGCUGAGCUCAGAAGCGAAAAAAGUGCUAGUGGAAUCAUAUGUAACUCUUCGCAGAGGGGACAGUACUCCUGGAACCAGAGUUGCUUACAGAAUGACAGUUAGGCAACUGGAGGCAUUGAUAAGGCUUUCUGAAGCCAUUGCUCGCUGUCACUUGGAGAAAGUGGUGCUUCCAGCACAUGUUCGCAUGGCAGUAAGGCUGCUAAAAACAUCCAUUAUCAGUGUUGAAUCAAGUGAAAUCGAUCUUUCUGAUUUCCAAGAUCAUGAAGAUGGUGACGGGAACAGGGCUUCAGAUCAAGCUGCUGCAGAACCCACUCCUGCAAAUGUUGAUCCAGUACCAGAAAAUGAAGGUAAUGAACAAGGGACUGAUAGUCGACAGAAGAAGAAACUGGUUAUAACAGAAGAUCAUUUUCAGAGAGUUACUCAAGCUCUUGUCAUGCGCUUGCGACAGCAUGAAGAGGCAGUAGUGCAAGAUGGAAGUGGUUUGGCUGGCAUGAAGCAAGGCGAUCUAAUUGUUUGGUAUGUCGAGCAGCAGAAUGCCCAAGGUGCAUACAGUUCCACUGAUGAGGUGCGGGAAGAGGUCAAGUGCAUCAAAGCUAUUAUAGAGAGAUUGAUACAAAGGGAAGGACAUCUGAUAGUCAUAGAUGAUGGGACAGGCUCAGCAGCUGUAGAUGGUGGUGAAGCAAGGAGAUCCUCUGAGAAUCGGAUUUUAGCUGUAGCCCCAAAUUAUGUCAUUGAUUGACAAAACAACCUAUAAAAUUUUAAUUUAUCCGCCAUCAAACAUGAUGAAGAUGUGUUUGGAACAAUACAAGGGGAAGACAUUAUGACUGCAGCUGGCUGUUGCUUGUGUUUGAUGGCAGAAACUAGGGUUUCUCAUCAGCAUCCAGGAAAACAGAUACUUGGUGAGUCACUCUGCAUGGAUGAUUCAUGUUGCAUAAUAGAAGCAUUAGGGCCAUUUGCCGGUGAUCUGCAGGUGAGAAUUUUAUUGUAUCAAGGAGAGAAUGAUAGCUUUAUUUAGUUUAUCAACAAAACUUUACUCCUAUGUUGGCUGAUAGGUUGUGUUUUUUCUUGUAAUGCAUCUGUUUAACAAUGGUGUAAUCAAACUGCAGCUUAAGCUACAGUACUUGCUUCCAUAUGACAUUGUCCAGUGACAGUUGAGUUUUAUAAGUUAACAUUUCAUUU
This is a messenger RNA of Elaeis guineensis (African oil palm), 3014 nucleotides long. Its product is annotated as DNA replication licensing factor MCM6. Gene Ontology annotation, molecular function: ATP binding; single-stranded 3'-5' DNA helicase activity; single-stranded DNA binding. NCBI's taxonomy places the organism in Eukaryota, Viridiplantae, Streptophyta, Magnoliopsida, Arecales, Arecaceae. The record is from RefSeq and is a predicted model, not a curated record. Gene Ontology annotation, biological process: DNA replication initiation; double-strand break repair via break-induced replication; mitotic DNA replication. Gene Ontology annotation, cellular component: nucleus; MCM complex.